UAAAGAUAUAUCACAAGUACAGGUCGACUAGAAUAAAAAGACAAGACUGUGAAAAUGAUGCAGAAAGGAAAAGCCUGUAGUUUAAGGAUCAUAACGUCUUCGAAGAAAAUUCUCCAUAUACCUCACGGUUAUUUCUGUUUGUAUGUGAAAAUACAGAAACUACAUCAUAACUAAGGCGAAGUAGACACUUAAAAGUAUGCCUCCCUUAAGGCAGCCGAAAUACUGUCAUUUGAUAACUGUCUUUCGUCAUUGUGGCUUAAAGAUAACGAAGGAAUUGUUUCUGAAAAAUGUACAAGAUAUUACACCCGUGGGCCACGACCCUUUUCCAUGGACUGUUGAUGAUUUUCUUUUUCAAAAUAAACGAGAGAUUAUUAAGCACAGGAAAGAUCUGAAACAGAUAUUAUUUCCUGCGUUUGGGAAGCGGACAAACUUAGGUGAUUGGGAUAUAAGCACGUUUUGCUUUCUUCUUAUCAAGAUCUGCAAGCUUGAGGGAAAUUCCAGGCAAGGCAUACAAAAUUUACGAAACGUUAGGAACAGGCUUAUUCAUUUUGGAGAAGGAGACAUCGACGAUCAGUUGUAUAAAAGAUUCAUAGGAAUGAUCGAGGAAAUAAUAGACAGAUGUUCGGAAGAAAUCGGUAAUCCUGCGCUUACAAAAGAACUGAGAGCUGUUCUAAAUGAAACGGAAGCUGUAGAAACAGCCGAGAUUGAAGAAGAAGAGAAGAAAUUGAGAGAAUGGUACACUGAUGAACAUAAAUAUGGCCUAGAGUAUGCAAUAACAAUGCGAGGUGUUGAUGAACUGACAACAGCAUUGCAAAACUUUCAAGUAAGAUUUCAGGAAAAUGAGAGAUCGAUGCAAAUUCCUAUCUCAUUUGGGAUUGUAAUACGUUUUACCGGAAUGAGCAAGGCAGCAGAAGAAGCUCUUUCAGAUGCACAACAACGUAUUGAAUCUGGUACAGUUCCCACAACCAACUGUUUUUCGAGGACAUUCAACAUUUGCAUUGAGCGAAUUAGAGAAGACGUUCGGCAAAAGGGCCUAGAGUUCGAAAGCCAUACUGCAGAGUCAAUAAUUGGUCCCAUCAUACAGCGGCGCCUACAAGAUAUCAGAACUGAAAUUGAAGACAUUGCUGGUGACAUGGUGGAGAUGCAUACAUACAUACCUCCUGAUAUCAGUCAGGAAAUUAUGAGUGAAUUGGAUAGUUCCAGUUGGAGAAGCUGCAUUGAACAGAAAAACAAAACACGUGCUUCUGAGCUGCUUAAAUCAGGCAUACUUCCCAGGAGUAAAGAGACAAUUGAUGAAAUAUGUUCAGUAUUUCAAGAUGAAAGGGAUUUUAUUUUGCAAUUAUGUAAUGAUAUAUGCAAGGAAAUAGUCAAGGCAAGUGACGGAGUAACACAUGUUUGGGCAGCCUAUACAUUGGAGAAUAAGACGAAUAUAACUUUUGUUAUUCAUACCGACAUCAACCCCAGAAUUAAGUUAUAUGGUGCGUAUAGAUAUAUUCACAGAGUCAAUUACACAUUUAGCUCAGAGGGCAAUGACGUACUUUCAGAUCCCAAAUAUUUAGAAACCAAGUUGACAAAUGAGGAAAGAGAAACCAUUUGCAGAUGGAUAAAAGGUAACAGAAAAGAACUAAUGAAAAAUCAUAAAUACCUAUCCAUAAUUGCUGCAAGUCCAGUAAGAUCUCGAAAAUAUAAGCCCUCAUCAUGUCCAAAUUUAAUUCAAAAAGCGUGUAUCUGUCUUUAUGUUCCUGUGAAAGGUUAUAUUCCUAUUGACGAACUGCCGUUUAAAGCCAGUUACAAUAAUAUCGAAACUGAUGUGAGAGAGGGAAUAUUCACACCUUACAUGCAUUCUCAGGAAGAUAAGGAGGAAUGUCUACGGUUUGGGUGUCAGAUUGAAAAUUCACCUUCGAGUGAUACACCGCAAAGUGGUGCGCUUUGUGGUUUCAUUGAACACCCUAGAUAUGGUAUUUGUGGAAUAACCUCCGCUCAUGUUUUGCUGGAUCCUAAGACAUUUGAAAAACUUAAAAAUGAAAAGGAAGUGAUUUGGCCCUUAUCUCCUGAUAAUGAGUCUCAUGGUCACGUUUAUUGGCAUUGUGGUCAAACACAAAUUGGUGAUAUUGUCCGAGCUUUGUAUUGUAAAGGUGACGAAUUAGAUGAAGAUGGAUAUGAGGUUGCGUUAUUUAAAAUCACAAAUGGACGUCCUAAAACAGGACAAUUUCACGGAGAUGAGUGUGAUUCAUACAAUUCUGGACUUACCUACAACUAUUUAUGGAUGGCCAAUUCUCCGUUUGUCUUUAAAUUUGGAUGGAAAACAAAAAAGACAAAAGCUAAAUUUGCCGAUGAUGGUAUUUGCAUUUCUGUUAAAACAGCAAAUGUUGUUCUUGGGAAAAAAUUAGGUUUUGAGUUGCAUGGUCAGCUGAUGGUUAAUUCUGAGGCAUUUGCAGACAAGGGAGAUUCUGGCGCUCCUGUGUUUACAAAAAGGCAUGAUGGGGAGAUUGUUUGUGUUGGCUUGGUAACGGGUGGUACUUCGUAUGGGGCUACAGUAGUUACACCAAUUGAACCUAUAUUGAAGGCUCUGAAAGUUUCAGGGUUGAAAAACUUUGAACAGUCAAAACUAGAAGACAAACUAGAUCGAAUAGAAGGUAGUCUAGAAACACUGAAUACCAAACUUAAUAAGUUACUAAAACGAGAGUAAAAAGGGGGAACAGAAGGCACCCGGAGAUUCCGACACACGACCCAGGCACAAUAGCGAUGAGAAGAACACCACAGAUUCUUGUACUAAAGAUGAAAUACACAAGCGCGUAGCAAACUCUCCAGGUUUAAGCCGUAAAAAGAAAAAGAGUGAAUCUAUCAACAGACAGGAUCACGCUACAAAUGAAGAAAAAAUGAAGCAACAGUAGUGACUAGACUAUUUUUAUAUUAAACAGAGGAUAUCGCAUAUACAUACACUUGAACUGAGACUUAUCAAAACCAAGCGCCAAUCCAAAGUUUUUACCUAACAGUUAUUAUUUUGAAAGAGUAUGUUUUCUCAUUGAUGGCUGUAAUAUUCAUUUUGCCAAAAAUACUGUUGCAAAAGUCAUUGUCGACAUUUUUGAAAUAACAGGGAGCAUAGGUCACCUGAGAUACCGCAAACAUACAGACAGUGCUUUGUGGGUGACAAUUUGCUUAUGCAUAAAACUUGGAAAUGGUGUUUUUUUUUUUUGUUAUAUAGAAAACUAUGAUCAUUUGCUCAAAAACAGCUAAUGGGACAUUAAAUAUAACUAUUUAAAAAAAGGAAAAAAGAAAGAAAAAUGGAAAACCACAGAUCGCCUAACACGACAUAAACGAAAAUGUUGCAGGCUCGGUUUGACCCAGCCUGCUCGUGGACGGCAGUGGAAGUGCAAGCUACAGUUCACGCCCUCUAGCCCUGGGUUGAGCAUGUUAUAAGUACCAGAAUGUAAUUUAGAGACAUACGCAGAUGUUAUAGAGACAUUUCUAUGAAAGAAAAAUGUCAACGAAUUUCAGGAAUUGCAUGUCGUUGCUUGGACCAUUUUAAGAUAUUUAUUGGGGUGGAGAAUUGACUUUAAAACUCUUGAUCAGUAAAGCAUCGUACAUGUCAAAUUUUUCAAGAGUUGUAUCUUGAAAUAUAUUGGUGGGACUUUUAUGUUAACAAAACAAACGAAAAAAUAAAAGGUUUAAAUCACCAUCAUGUUUGUCUUAAACAUAAGAAGUAAACAUAUCAUUUCUUAUAUGAGUGACAUAUAUGUAUUUUAGACCAUCUGUUAAAUUAUGUUCAUAUGAUGCCUUAUAACAUGGUUUCGUUUCGGUAAGACUGAUAGGUAUAUUGAUUUAGUAUACUGGCAUUUAAUUUUGUAUGGGACUCGUGCAAGCCAUUCCAACAAUUCGUCUCGGUAAGAUCGAUAGGUUAAAUACAGUUGGUGGCUGAUUUCUGCGAUUUCGCGUUUUCGCCCCGCGACCCCUCCGAUCGAAAAUACAAGAAUUAACAAGUUAAAAUGGCAGGGGCGCGGAGCGAAAACACGAUAAUUAGCGGGGUCGGGGGGAGAUAAGUCGACAUUUAGUAACUCUAAUGGCGGGGGCGCGGUGUGAAACCCCGACGUUUGAAGAGUGCUAAUGAUCAUGUUUUCGCCCCGCACCCUCGCCAUUUUAGUUACUCGACUCUUCGCCCCGCGACCCCGACAAUUAGCGUGUUUUCGCCCACCUCCACCCCCGCUAUUGUAAUGCUUAAAUUCCGCCUUUUCGCCCCGCGAUCUCGCUAAUUAGAGUGCUGUCGCCCCUCGACCCCGCCGUUUUUAGAUCGACUAUUCAAAGAAUAGUAGAGGUAUUGGACUCGCCCGUGCGUCGGCGUCGGCGUUGGCGUCGGCGUCGGAGUCCCGAUUUGGUUAAGUUUUUGUAUGUAAGCUGGUAUCUCAGUAGCCACUUGUGUGAAUGGAUUGAAACUUUACACAUUUAUUCACUGUGAUAAACUGACUUACAUUGCACAGGUUCCAUAACUCUAGUUUGUUUCUUUAUAAAAUUAUGCCCCUUUUUCGACUUAGAAAUUUUUGGUUAAGGUUUUGUUUGUAAGCUUGUAUCUCAGUUCCCACUAAUGGGAAUGGAUCGAAACUUCACACACUAGCUUGUUCACUGUCAUCAUGUGACAUGUACUAAGCAGGUCCCAUAACUCUACUUUUUGUUCGAAAUUAUGCCCCUUUUUCCACUUGGCAGUUUUUGGUUAAGUUUUUGUAUGUAAGCUUGUAUCUCAGUAUCCACUAACGGGAAUGGAUUGAAACUUCACACACUUGCUUACUGUCAUGAUCUGACAUGCACUGUGCCUGUCCCAUAACUCUACUUUGCAUUUUUUCAAAAUUAUGCACCUUUUUUGACUUAGCAGUUUUGGGUUAAGUUUUUGUAUGUAAGCUGGUAUCUCAGUACCAACUAAUGGGAAUGGAUUAAAACUUCACACACUUGUUCACUGUCAUGAUCUGAUAUGCAGUGCACAGAUUACAUAACUCUACUUUGCAUUUUUACAAAAUUAUGCCCCUUUUCGACUUAGCAGUUUUUGGUUAAGUUUUUGUAUGUAAGCUGGUAUCUAAUGAGAAUGGAUUGAAACUUCACACACUUGUUCGCUGUCAUGAUCUGACAUGUGAUGCACAGGUUACAUAACUCUACUUUGCAUUUUUACAAAAUUAUGACCCUUUUUUGACUUAGCAGUUUUUGGUUAAGUUUUUGUAUGUAAGCUUGUAUCUCAGUGCCCACUUAUGGGAAUGGAUUGAAACUUCACACAAUUGUCCAUUGUCAUGAACUGAUAUGCAUUCUAUAGUUUCCAUAACCCUGUUUUGCAAUUUUACAAAAUUAUUCUUCUUUUUCAACUUUAAUUUUUAUUCAACUGACAAGGCUGUUGAAUAGUCGAGCGUUGCUGUCCUCCGACAGCUCUUGUUAUUCUCUUUUUUCGACUUUUCUAUUAUCUAUGUGGCUGAUUUGAGAAGUCGAAAUGGCACAAAUCAUAAGUUUAUUAGCGAGGCCGCUUCGCGAAAAGACGAAAUUUAAGCAUUACAAUGAAAACUCGCUAAUUGUCGGGGUCGCGGGGCGAAAAGUCGAGAUUAAGAAACUAAAAUGGCGAGGGCGCGGGGCGAAAACACGAUAAUUACCGCUCUUCAAAGGUCGAGUUUUCGCACCGCACCCCGUCAUUAUAGUUACUAAUUGUCGACUUUUCGCCCCGCGACCCCGUUAAUUAUCGUGUUUUCGCUCCGCGCCCCCGCUAAAUAGCAAGUUUUCGUCCCGCGCCCCCAGCCAUUUUAUCUUGUUGAUUCUCAUGUUUCGCGGGCCGAAAUGGCAGAAAUCAGCCACCAUAGUUGUUUCAUGUUAAUUUGUUACUGUAUAAUUCCAACUCGAGCUUCUUCAUCAAGAAAAGCAUUGGAUUUUUACGAUAUGCAAUUCCUAAAAUUUGUUGACAUUUUUUCAAUAAAAUGCCCCUAUAAUAUCUUCUUUUCAUUGCAAGUUUGAAAUGCUUUUCCCGUGUUUUUGCCGGUGCUGGAAAAACACAUUUUACACCUAGGGUUGAAAGAUAUAACACCCGUGCUGUAAUUUAUGAAUGAAUGCGUGAAUUUAUACGCUACUGUAAUAGAAUAGUGCUUAAAAUAAAAGCAUUCGCUUUAUUUUAUGUCUCCUAUUAUUUAAGGAUAAUGGUUUGCACAAAACAUAUACAUGUAAAAGGUGCAGUUGAAAAUAUCUGGCUCUAGGACAAGUGUUCUGCGCGGUAGAGCCUCGUUUCCGCCCAAACAAAUAUAUGUCGAUCCGCGCCUUCAACCAGUCACAGAUUUUAAUAAUAUAUUUAGUCUGAUGUAAUUAAGAGAAACCUGUUGACAUUAAUGUGAAACGAACAAGUUUGUAAAAAUAUUUAUUUGUCUUUCUCCAAAUUUAACUUAGUGUAAUUAUAUGUAUGAAUUUUGCUUUUCGUCAUAUAUAUGUAUGUAUGUUUGUUAUGCUUUGGUGGGCUGUUAGCCUUAUGGAAUAAGUUAAUAAGCUCUCUUUAUAAAAACAACCAAACCUAUCAGAGGGUUCCUUUAUUGCAUCAGGACAGCAUGCGCGCCAACACGUACAUACUUUGGUGAGAGAAUGUAUUGAACAAAAUGUUAAAUAUACGCAAACAGAAUAAAGUAAACAGACUUCUGCAUCAGGAUAAGUGUCUUUGGUUUGC
Molecule: messenger RNA, 6670 nt
Organism: Mercenaria mercenaria
Lineage: Eukaryota; Metazoa; Mollusca; Bivalvia; Venerida; Veneridae
Exons: 8
Coding region: 197-2689 (830 amino acids)
Source: RefSeq, a predicted model, not a curated record